AUGGCACUCGAGCGGCCGCGUACGGCGCCAAGAAUCGAAUAUGAAGACAUCUUUACAGUCUUGAUCGGCGACCAUGAGAGAGCCUUCGCUAUCCAUGACAGCGUUGUAACCAAGAAGUCAGAGUUCUUCCGUGCAGCAUGCAAUGGGAAAUUCAAAGCUGCCAAGGAGAAGACCAUCCGGCUACCAGAAGCAGAAAUCGAAUCCUUCAGAUCCUACAUCCAGUGGUGCUAUAACGACACCAUUUCUAUCGGGCCAGCUACCUCGGGAUCGGAUGAGUCACUCAACAUCACUCGAGGUGCAGAAGAACAGCGUGCAUUGUCCAGACUUUACCGCUUAGCCAGUCUAUUCCUCGACACUACCCUACAGAACAAGGUCAUCGACACUUUACGAGCCUCCAUCCGAUACCACAAGCAAGGCCCAGGCGUGGACUUGGUCGCCUACGCCUACAACAAUCUACAGCCUGGCUGCACGAUGCAGCGUCUGGUGCUUGCGUGGUAUGUUUACCGGCAGGACAGCGUGGCGGAGUAUUUGGGACGGCAUCGGGAGGCUUUUCCGGAGAGAUUCUGGUCGGAUCUUGUUCUGACCACGGCGAAGGCGAGAGGGAUGGGAGAGGAUUGA
Molecule: messenger RNA, 618 nt
Organism: Recurvomyces mirabilis
Lineage: Eukaryota; Fungi; Ascomycota; Dothideomycetes; Mycosphaerellales; Teratosphaeriaceae
Exons: 2
Coding region: 1-618 (205 amino acids)
Molecular function (GO): protein binding
Source: RefSeq, a predicted model, not a curated record